AUUAACGGAUGUUUGUUUCUUACCACGCGGUAAUGCAUGUACGAAUGUUCCGUGUUUAUAUAUAUACUCCACUCCACUAAGGCAUUCAUUAUCGACAAAUCACAAAAUACUGACUUAUAAAACCUUCGUUGUGUCUGCAACUAUCAUCGAGUACAAUGAGUGAGUGUACUCUUAACGUUGCAUUCAUAGGACAUGUAAACUCUGGGAAGUCCACCACAGCCGGUCAUUUGACAUUUAAGUUCGGAGGACUUGCACUGGAAGUAAUGAGGAAAUUUGUAAAAGAGGCUUCUGCAAUGGGCAAAGAGUCCCACAAGUAUGCAUGGGUGUAUGACAGGUUAGACGCGGAACGCGAGGAAGAGCUUUCCAUGGAUAUUUCAACGUUAAAAUUUGACUCGUCCAAGUACCUCGUGAACGUAAUUGACACCCCGGGUCAUCAAGAUUACAUUACAAAUAUGAUUCCUGGAGUCGCCCUAGCGGAUUGUGCAGUUCUCGUGGUAUCGGCGAAAAAUGGUGAGUUUGAGGAGAGCAUGUCACCAAACGGACAAACUCGAGAAUUUCUAUUGAUAGCCAAUGCAAUGGGUAAAGGAGAUAUAAUAGUUGCGGUCAACAAGAUGGAUGCCACUUCACCCCCGUACAGCGAGGCUAGAUUCAAUGAAGUGGUGAGUGAGCUGCAAAAUUAUAUGACGUCAAUCAGAGUUAAUCCGAGCACCAUUCCUUUUAUUCCCAUUUCUGGUUAUAAUGGUGAUAACUUGGGAGAACCCUCCCUGAACAUCCCGUGGUUUCGAAGGUGCUCUGCACCCUGCGGAAUGGAAUCGAUGGGAACAUUGUUACAAGCUCUGAAUUGUGUCCAUGCUCCGUCAAGAGCAACAGACAUUCCUCUCCGCGUUUCAAUAUAUGACGUAGACGUUGGAAGCUUCGAGAUCAUCCUAGCUGGCAAAGUUGAGUCGGGACAUUUAAAAUCUGGCAUGUCCGUCACAACUGCUCCUUCGAAUAAAACAACGGUAGUCAAGAAUGUUGAAAUUCAUCACUCUGCAUGCGAUCGAGCUUCUGCGGGACAGAUUGUUACAUUUACCGUGUCAGGUGUAUCCGAAGAGGAUAUCAAGCGAGGCUCCUUGGUCGGUGACAGCAACAAUAACCCCCCUCGGUGCGUCAAAAGCUUCAUAGCCGAGAUGGCCAUUGUAAAUUACGCAGGGGAGAUUCGCGGUGGUUAUACUUGCUAUCUGUUCAUCCACACAGCGAAAAUUGCCUGCAAAUUCGUAGAAAUUGAAGAGAAGCUGGAUAAUCGCAGGGAGCUUGUAGAAAGUAACCCCGAUAGCGUGAAAAAUGGAGAUUUUGCCAUAGUACGCGUUGAACCAACGGAACCUAUGUCUGCAGAAUCUGUCAGUCGGUUUCCACAACUUGGACGCUUUAUUGUUCGCGACAUGGAUCAUACAGUAGCUAUUGGCUUUAUUCGAGAGGUUAUCAAUGAAUGACAUCUAUGGUGCAAGAUAUAUCGGAUAGUGGAUCCUAUCCGCAGAAGGAAAUUAUGACAAGUUAACGUGAAACUGUGUUUCAAUAUCAUAUCAUUUCACUUAAAAUAGCAUGUCUUUUACGAAAUUGAUAUAAACAUGACAACACAUUUACAUUUAUACUUAAUUCGUAAUAUGUAGAGCAAGAAAAUACGAAUAUUUGUUAUUAAUUAAAUGCUGUAUGUCGAAAUUACAAA
Messenger RNA from Ostrea edulis (European flat oyster), 1705 nucleotides. RefSeq names its product elongation factor 1-alpha-like. The coding region runs from base 156 to 1472 and encodes 438 amino acids. NCBI's taxonomy places the organism in Eukaryota, Metazoa, Mollusca, Bivalvia, Ostreida, Ostreidae. Gene Ontology annotation, molecular function: GTPase activity; translation elongation factor activity; GTP binding. The record is from RefSeq and is a predicted model, not a curated record. The transcript has a single exon. Gene Ontology annotation, biological process: translational elongation; translation.